This is a messenger RNA of Bombyx mori (domestic silkworm), 892 nucleotides long. RefSeq names its product gonadal protein gdl (gene gdl). The transcript has 4 exons. NCBI's taxonomy places the organism in Eukaryota, Metazoa, Arthropoda, Insecta, Lepidoptera, Bombycidae. Bases 303 to 836 code for a protein of 177 amino acids. The record is from RefSeq and is a predicted model, not a curated record.
AGACCAUAGAUUAUACACUUAAUAUAUUUGCUUUAGACAGAAGUGAACAUAACUUAAGUGUUCUUUCUAAAUAAUUAUUAAAGUGUAUUCAUAUUAGGUGUAUUAACAUUUAACAAUGAGAUAAUCUUAACAGAGAAUUAAGUCAUUUGAUUAUUAUUAUUUUGAACUUGUAUUUAUUAUGGGUUAUAAUUUCUCACUGAAUGCACUGAAUCGCUUCGACAAUUAAUAAGUAAUGUUCGAAUUGCCUGUCAAAAGGAUCUUUUAUCAAAUACAAUAAUUGUUUUUUUAUAUUAUCUUCAAAUAUGGAAUUACAAGAGCCUACCCCGGAAGCUUUACAAAGAAAAUUAUAUUUCUUAUUAGAACAGUUACAAGAUAUGGCCAGAGAACUGCCUCCUAAAUAUCAAAUGCGGGUACCAAUUGAACUCUUAUCAGGAUUAGCUAACUGUCUACUGAAUGACACAAUUUUCGAAAUAGUCAAAGGCCUAAUGGAGAUUCAACAUGUCACAGAGAAACAUUUAUUCCAACAAAGACUGCAAGUUAUUAAUAAGCAUACAUUAGAAAUACAAAAAAUGAUAAAUAAUACAACUGAUCCACAACAGCAAGACUUACAAAAGGCCUUACUAUUAUCAAGGCAUAAAGAGGAGAUGAAACAAACUGAUAUGAAAUUAAUUAUGCAACUUGAUCAGAAGGUAAGUGAUCAGCAAGUAACACUAGAAAAGGCCGGUGUCCCUGGAUUUUUUGUAACAAACAAACCCAUAGAAAUUAAAGUGCAGAUGUAUUUACUCGAUUUUAUUUUAAGACUUAGUAAGAUGGAUGUGCCACACAGUGUUUGUUAAGUAGAAGUUUAUAUAUUCAAAUGUACAAACAAAGUAAAAGUUAUCUCUGAUGAAAA